This is a messenger RNA of Serendipita indica DSM 11827, 810 nucleotides long. NCBI's taxonomy places the organism in Eukaryota, Fungi, Basidiomycota, Agaricomycetes, Sebacinales, Serendipitaceae. The record is from the annotation of a GenBank genome assembly.
AUGCCUCAGAACGAGUACAUCGAGGAGCACAUCAAGCGGCAUGGACGACGGCUCGACUGGGAGGAGAAAAAGCGAGUUCAAAUGGGUAUUCCAAGAUUACGCAAAAAGGCGGCGCGAACCGCCCACCGUGCAUCGGCAGUGGCUCAAAAAAUGCACGGUCUAAAGGCCAAGCUACUGCACGCCAAGCGGUACUCGGAAAAGGUGCAGAUGAAGAAGACGCUCAAGGCUCACGACGAACGAAACGUCAAACGGCCAGAUUCUGGCACGGUCCCAGAGGGAGCACUCCCCACAUACUUGCUCGAUCGCGAGGGUCAAAAGGACGCAAAGGCAUUGUCUUCCGCGCUCAAGCAGAAACGCAAAGACAAGGCUGCCAAAUAUGCCGUGCCGCUGCCCAAGGUUCGAGGGAUCGCCGAAGACGAAAUGUUCAAAGUGGUUCGUACGGGAAAGUCGAAAGCAAAAGCAUGGAAGCGCAUGGUUACAAAAGCCACCUUUGUUGGAGAAGGAUUCACGAGAAAACCAGUCAAGAUGGAACGCUUCAUUCGCCCGAUGGCACUACGAUACAAAAAGGCCAAUGUGACCCAUCCGGAUCUAAAGGCCACCUUUCAGCUGCAAAUCAUGGGCGUCAAGAAGAAUCCACAGUCGCCCAUGUAUACGCAGUUGGGUGUACUCACCAAGGGCACAAUUAUCGAGGUCAACGUCUCAGAGCUCGGCAUGGUUACAACUGGAGGAAAGGCCGUCGUGGCAAAGUAUGCCCAGGUCACCAACAACCCAGAAAACGAUGGUUGCAUCAACGCUGUUCUCCUGGUCUAA